AUGUCGGUACAUGCACGCGCAGCACCCGCUCUGAUCAAAGCUUUUACCAGCAUGGUCAGAGAAACAGAUGCUUCAGUGUGCCGACAGAAACUGAAGUCUCACCUGAAGGAGAAAUUCCAGUGUGUGUUUGAGGGGAUUGCUAAAGCGGGAGACCCAACCCUUCUGAAUCAGAUCUACACAGAGCUCUACAUCACAGAGGGAGGGACUGGAGAGGUCAACGAUGAACACGAGGUCAGACAGAUCGAAACAACAUCCAGGAAAGCACACAGAGCAGAAACUACCAUCAGACAGGAAGACAUCUUUAAAGGCUCACCUGGAAGAGAUGAACCAAUCAGAAGAGUGAUGACAAAGGGAGUGGCUGGCAUUGGGAAAACAGUCUUAACACAGAAGUUCAGUCUGGACUGGGCUGAAGGCAAAGCCAACCAGGACAUCCAGUUCACAUUUCCAUUCUCUUUCAGAGAGCUGAAUGUGCUGAAAGAGAAAAAGUUGAGCUUGGUGGAACUUGUUCAUGAUUUCUUCACUGAAACCAAAGAAGCAGGACUCUGCAGGUUUGAAGAGUUCCAGGUGGUCUUCAUCUUUGACGGUCUGGAUGAGCGUCGACUUCCUCUGGACUUCCACAACAAUGGGAUCUUGACUGAUGUUAGCCAGUCCACCUCAGUGGAUGUGCUGCUGACAAACCUCAUCAGGGGGAACCUGCUUCCAUCUGCUCGCCUCUGGAUAACCACACGACCUGCAGCAGCCAAUCAGAUCCCCCCUGAGUGUGUUGACAUGGUGACAGAGGUCAGAGGGUUCACUGACCCUCAGAAGGAGGAGUACUUCAGGAAGAGAUUCAGAGAUGAGGAGCAGGCCAGCAGAAUCAUCUCCCACAUCAAGACAUCCCGAAGCCUCCACAUCAUGUGCCACAUCCCAGUCUUCUGCUGGAUCACUGCUACAGUUCUGGAGGAUCUGCAGAAGACCAGAGAUGGAGGAGAGCUGCCCAAGACCCUGACUGAGAUGUACAUCCACUUCCUGGUGGUUCAGACCAAAGUGAAGAACAUCAAGUAUGAUGGAGGAGCUGAGACUGAUCCACACUGGAGUCCAGAGAGCAGGAAGAUGAUUGAGUCUCUGGGAAAACUGGCUUUUGAGCAGCUGCAGAAAGGGAACCUGAUCUUCUAUGAAGCAGACCUGAAAGAGUGUGGCAUGGAUAUCAGAGCAGCCUCAGUGUACUCAGGAGUGUUCACACAGAUCUUCAGAGAGGAGAGAGGACUGUACCAGGACACGGUGUUCUGCUUCAUCCAUCUGAAAGUUCAGGAGUUUCUGGCUGCUCUUCAUGUCCAUCAGACAUUCUUCAGCUCUGGAGUUAAUCUGAUGGCAGAGGAACAAACAACGUUCCAGGUGUCUAAAUUUUUUAAAGACAAACAGAAGCUCAAACACUUCUUCCGUACUGCUGUGGACCAGGCCUUAGAGAGUCCAAACGGACACCUGGACUUGUUCCUCCGUUUUCUCCUUGGUCUUUCACGAGAGACCAAUCAGAACCACAUCAGGGGUCUGCUGACCCAGAGAGCAAGUGGCUCAAAGAUGAAAAAGAAAACAGUGAAGUAUAUCAAGAAGAAGAUCAGUGAGGAUCUGUCAGCAGAGAAAAGCAUCAAUCUGUUCCACUGUCUGAAUAAACUGAAUGAUGGUUCUCUAGUGAAGGAGAUCCAAAAGUCACUGACAUCAGGAUGUGUCUCAACAGAUAAACUGUCUCCUGCUCAGUGGUCAGCUGUGGUCUUCAUCUUACUGUCAUCAGAAGAAGAUCUGGACGUGUUUGACCUGAAGAAAUACUCUGCUUCAGAGGAGGCUCUUCUGAGGCUGCUGCCAGUGAACAAAGCCUCCAACAAAGCUCUACUGGUUGGUUGUUACCUAUCCGAGAGAAGCUGUGCAGCUCUGUCCUCAGUCCUCAGCUCCCAGUCCUCUAGUCUGGGAGACCUGGACUUGAGUAACAACAACCUGAAGGACUCAGGAGUGAAGCUGCUGUCUGAUUGCUUAGGGAGUCUAUAUUGUAGACUACAAACUCUUAGCUUGAGUGGUUGUAACCUGUCAGAGAGAAGCUGUGAAGCUCUGUCCUCAGUCCUCAGCUCCCAGUCCUCUAGACUGAGAGACCUGGACCUGAGUCACAACCACCUGCAGGAUUUAGGAGUAAAACUUCUUUCUGAUGGACUCAAGAGUCAGCACUGCCACCUGGAAACUCUCAGGUUAAGUGGCUGUAACCUGUCAGAGAGAAGCUGCAGAGCUCUGUCCUCAGUCCUCAGCUCCCAGUCCUCUAGUCUGAGAGACCUGGACCUGAGUAACAACGACCUGCAUGAUUCAGGAGUGAAGCGUCUGUGUACUGCAAUAAAAAUUCUGCACUGCUCACUGGAAACUCUCAGUCUGUCAGGCUGUCUGAUCUCAGAAGACGGUUGUGCGUCUCUGGCCUCAGCUCUGAGCUCUUCCUCCUCCCUGAGAGAGCUGGACCUGAGCUACAAUCAUCCAGGAGAAGGAGGAGAGAAGCUGCUGUCUUCUCGACUGAUGGAUCCAGACUACAGACUGGAGACACUGAGGUUACAUCAAGGUGGAUUUCAAAGACUGAAACCUGGUCCGAGGAAAUACGCCUGUGAGCUGGACCUGCGCAUACACCCAGACAGCAAAAUAAACCUCAGACUGUCCGACAACAACAGGAAGGUGACAUUUACGCGAGGAUAUAGAGCAGCACCUAAUCAUCUAGACGAUUAUGACCUGUGGACUCAGGUGCUGUGCCGGACUGGUCUAACCGGUCGCUGUUACUGGGAGGUAGAGUGGAGGGGAGAUGUUUAUGUAUCAUUGAGUUACAGAGGAACCAAACAGCCAGGAAUCAGAGCUCAUUGUUAUUUUGGGUUCAAUGCUCAGUCCUGGUGUCUGAUCUGCUCUGACAAGGGUUACUCUGUCAGGCACCGUAACAGAAGAACAAACAUCCCCUCGUCCUCAGUCUCUCACAGAGUAUCAGUGUAUGUGGACUGUCCUGCUGGCUAUCUGUCCUUCUACAAAGUCUCCUCUGACACACUGAUCCACCUCCACACCUUCAACACCACAUUCACUGAACCUCUCUAUCCUGAGUUUGGGCUCUGGACUCAUGGUGGCUCAGUGUCUCUGUGUGGUGGCCCCGUUUAA
Molecule: messenger RNA, 3144 nt
Organism: Cheilinus undulatus (humphead wrasse)
Lineage: Eukaryota; Metazoa; Chordata; Actinopteri; Labriformes; Labridae
Product: NLR family CARD domain-containing protein 3-like
Exons: 8
Coding region: 1-3144 (1047 amino acids)
Molecular function (GO): protein binding
Source: RefSeq, a predicted model, not a curated record